AUGACGGAGGCGGAGGUGCGGGGGUUGUGCAUCAAAUCCCGGGAGAUCUUCCUCAGUCAGCCCAUCCUACUGGAGCUGGAGGCUCCGCUCAAAAUCUGCGGUCAGUACAAUUAGUUCUCCCUCCUGCUAUAUCCUUACUCCUGGGUCCUCUCUCUUUCCUCCUGAGAGCACAAAUAGCAUAUGAGAAAUGUAUGAGACAUACCAGGGUUAGAAAAAUAUAAGCUGUCUGAAUAAAGACAUAGGCCUAAUGUUUGUGAAUUUACAUGACCAUGAAAAGGGCAUCCUCACCACACACACAGUUGUCUUUAAACCAAAAGGAGAGGAUAGGAUAACACAUUGGAGAGACAGUGUGGUCCUCUGUAGCUCAGCUGGUAGAGCACGGCGCUUGUAACGCCAAGGUAGUGGGUUCGAUCCCCGGGACCACCCAUACACAAAAAAUUUAUGCACGCAUGACUGUAAGUCGCUUUGGAUAAAAGCGUCUGCUAAAUGGCAUAUUAUUAUUAUUUAUUAUUAUUACAUAGGCCUAGCUCAGUAAGUAGAGCAGUAGGAUAUAAGUGGUGUGUCUCCCCCAAGUGUCUCUGCAGGAUGGGGCCAUCUCCCUUCCAUAAAGGACAAUCUGGCUCAAGCUCUCUCUCCACUCCUGUGUCCAGGGCUCAUAUAAAAAAAAUAGUCAAUCUCAAUGUGACUUUCCUGGUUAAAGAUAACAUAAAAUAAUGGUCGUCUCACAACCUCUGUUCUCUAUCUCCCACUUUCUCUCACUAGGUGAUAUCCAUGGCCAGUACACAGACCUACUGAGGCUCUUUGAGUACGGGGGCUUCCCGCCGGAGGCUAACUACCUGUUCCUUGGGGACUACGUGGACCGAGGCAAGCAGUCGCUGGAGACCAUCUGUCUACUGCUGGCCUACAAGAUCAAAUACCCCGAGAACUUCUUCCUACUCAGAGGCAACCACGAGUGUGCCUCCAUCAACCGCAUCUACGGUUUCUAUGACGAGUGUAAGACAGGAAGCAGUGGCACACACAUAUACAUGAUGAAUCAGUUAUCUUUCUCAGAGUGAGGUUGGAAGAUUCAUAAUGGCAAUGGUUUUUAUGUUCUCUACUGUCAAUAUACACUGAGUAUACCAAACAUUAGGAACACCUUCCUAAUAUUGAGUUGCACCCCCUCAGAACAGCCUCAAUUCAUCGGGGCAUGGACUCUACAAGGUGUCGAAAGUGUUCCACAGGAAUGCUGGCGCAUGUUAACUCCAAUGCGGAUCAUAGCUUUCAACUGGUCAGUAUAUGUCAUGGAAAGAGCAGGUGUUCUUAAUGUUUUAUAUACUUAGUGUAAUUCCAUGUCUUUCUAUGUUGUGUUCCCCAGGCAAACGCAGAUUCAACAUAAAGUUGUGGAAGACCUUCACAGAUUGCUUCAACUGUCUGCCUAUCGCCGCUAUAAUCGAUGAGAAGAUCUUCUGCUGCCAUGGAGGUAUGCGUGGGGGCUUUUUAUCAAAAAAAAUUCUAUAAAUAUUAUUAAUUAACAAUCAUCCUUCUUCCUCAGGUCUCUCUCCUGAUCUACAGUCCAUGGAGCAAAUCCGACGCAUCAUGAGGCCCACUGAUGUCCCUGACACAGGUGUGUUAACGUGUGUGUGUGGUACAUGUGAUGUAUUUGUGGUGGCUCUGACUGCAUUCUCUCUGUGCUAGGCCUGCUGUGUGACCUGCUGUGGUCGGAUCCAGACAAAGACGUGCAGGGCUGGGGGGAAAACGACCGGGGCGUCUCCUUCACCUUCGGGGCCGACGUGGUCAGCAAGUUCCUCAACCGCCACGACCUGGACCUCAUCUGCAGAGCCCACCAGGUAGAGCCUAAUGUAUGAGGGCUAUGUUCAUUAGGAUGCAUCGCUAAAGGAUACUGAGGGCUAUGUUCAUUAGGAUGCGUCUCUAAAGGAUGUUCAUUAACUCAAGUGUUGUUCUGUACUUGAAGGUUGUUGAGGACGGCUACGAGUUCUUUGCCAAACGGCAGCUGGUGACGCUGUUCUCGGCUCCCAACUACUGCGGGGAGUUUGAUAACGCUGGGGGCAUGAUGAGCGUUGACGAGUCCCUCAUGUGUUCCUUUCAGGUGAGAACACACACGUAAACACACUUACUGUGGAUGAGUCUCCCAUUGCUGAAAGCACACUAAGUGUUAAUACUUUCUCUCUUUCUCUCUCAGAUUUUGAAGCCGUCAGAGAAAAAAGCUAAGUACCAGUAUGGGGGGGUGAACUCGGGACGACCCGUAACCCCGCCUCGUACUGCCCAAGCCCCCAAGAAGAGGUGA
Messenger RNA from Coregonus sp. 'balchen', 2284 nucleotides. Lineage: Eukaryota; Metazoa; Chordata; Actinopteri; Salmoniformes; Salmonidae. The record is from the annotation of a GenBank genome assembly.